Molecule: messenger RNA, 2139 nt
Organism: Equus quagga
Lineage: Eukaryota; Metazoa; Chordata; Mammalia; Perissodactyla; Equidae
Gene: HNRNPLL
Product: heterogeneous nuclear ribonucleoprotein L like
Exons: 13
Coding region: 418-2049 (543 amino acids)
Biological process (GO): mRNA processing; regulation of RNA splicing
Cellular component (GO): nucleus
Molecular function (GO): mRNA binding
Source: RefSeq, a predicted model, not a curated record
GGGGGCUGCGGCUGGAUUCGAUCCUGCGCGGCGGCGGAGAAGGCGGGGGCGGAGGCUCGCCCGGGCGACAGGGAGUGGAUUAGGGGAGGAGGGAAGACCGGAAGCCACGGUCGCGUCCCCAUCCUUACAUUCGCUCUCCUGGGCUGGCAACGGAGACGGAGGAGGGAGAGGCUGAAUGUUGGCUCCGUGAUAAAGGGAGCGGCCGCUCCGGAGCCUCCUCCCGGGGCGCUCCCCUCAUCCCGCCCGCCCUCCGCGCUCACCGGCUCCUAGGCGCGCCAUCCCAGCGGACCGGCCGGCCGGCCGGCAGACGUUUGCUGAAGAGGCACUGCCCGCGGCGGGGACUGGCCCGCGGCGUCCGAGGCCCGCGCCGCGCCGCCACCCCCACCCGCCUGCUCGCUGGUCCCUCUGGCCGCCGCCAUGUCCUCCUCCUCAUCCUCCCCCAGGGAGACGUACGAGGAGGACCGGGAGUACGAGAGCCAGGCCAAGCGCCUCAAGACUGAGGAAGGGGAGAUCGACUACUCGGCCGAGGAAGGCGAGAACCGCCGGGAAGCGACGCCCCGGGGCGGGGGCGAUGGCGGCGGCGGCGGCGGCCGGACCUUCUCGCAGCCGGAGGCAGGUGGAAGUCAUCAUAAAGUUUCUGUUUCGCCAGUUGUCCAUGUUCGAGGACUCUGUGAAUCUGUGGUGGAAGCAGACCUUGUGGAGGCUCUGGAAAAAUUUGGGACAAUAUGCUAUGUGAUGAUGAUGCCAUUUAAACGGCAGGCUCUAGUGGAAUUUGAGAACAUAGAUAGUGCCAAAGAAUGUGUAACGUUUGCUGCGGAUGAACCUGUGUACAUUGCUGGUCAACAGGCUUUUUUCAACUAUUCUACUAGCAAAAGGAUCACUCGACCAGGAAAUACUGAUGAUCCAUCAGGAGGCAACAAAGUUCUUCUGCUAUCAAUUCAGAAUCCUCUUUAUCCAAUUACAGUGGAUGUUUUAUAUACUGUAUGCAACCCUGUUGGAAAAGUGCAACGUAUUGUUAUAUUCAAGAGAAACGGAAUACAAGCAAUGGUUGAAUUCGAAUCAGUCCUUUGUGCCCAGAAAGCUAAAGCAGCACUCAAUGGAGCAGAUAUAUAUGCUGGAUGUUGCACACUAAAAAUCGAAUAUGCAAGGCCAACUCGUCUAAAUGUUAUUAGGAAUGACAAUGACAGUUGGGACUACACUAAACCAUAUUUGGGAAGACGAGAUAGAGGAAAGGGUCGCCAGAGGCAAGCCAUUUUGGGAGAACACCCUUCUUCGUUUAGACAUGAUGGCUAUGGAUCCCAUGGUCCAUUAUUGCCUUUACCAAGUCGUUACAGAAUGGGUUCUCGAGACACACCGGAGCUUGUUGCCUAUCCACUACCGCAGGCUUCUUCCUCUUACAUGCAUGGGGGAAAUCCCUCUGGUUCAGUUGUAAUGGUUAGUGGAUUACAUCAGCUAAAAAUGAAUUGUUCAAGAGUUUUCAAUCUGUUCUGCUUAUAUGGAAAUAUUGAAAAGGUAAAAUUUAUGAAGACCAUUCCUGGUACAGCAUUGGUAGAAAUGGGUGAUGAGUAUGCUGUAGAAAGAGCUGUCACACACCUUAACAAUGUCAAGUUAUUUGGGAAACGGCUUAAUGUUUGUGUGUCUAAACAACAUUCAGUUGUUCCAAGUCAAAUAUUUGAGCUGGAGGAUGGUACAAGUAGCUACAAGGAUUUUGCAAUGAGCAAAAACAAUCGCUUUACAAGUGCCGGCCAAGCAUCUAAGAAUAUAAUUCAACCACCGUCAUGUGUUCUGCAUUAUUAUAAUGUUCCACUGUGUGUCACAGAAGAGACCUUCACAAAGUUGUGUAAUGACCAUGAAGUUCUUACAUUCAUCAAAUAUAAAGUGUUUGAUGCAAAACCUUCUGCCAAAACGCUUUCUGGGCUGUUAGAAUGGGAAUGCAAAACUGAUGCAGUAGAAGCCCUUACAGCACUUAAUCACUACCAGAUAAGAGUUCCAAAUGGUUCCAAUCCCUACACAUUGAAGCUUUGCUUUUCUACAUCAUCCCAUUUAUAAGAAGAGAAGAGCAUGUUAGAAUUUAUGUUCACCUUUAUUACAGUUUUAAAGCUACACUUCAUUAAAAGAAAUUUAAAAUGGUUGAUCUAA